Desarmillaria tabescens is the source of this 829-nucleotide messenger RNA. RefSeq lists its product as uncharacterized. The transcript is spliced from 4 exons. The record is from RefSeq and is a predicted model, not a curated record. NCBI's taxonomy places the organism in Eukaryota, Fungi, Basidiomycota, Agaricomycetes, Agaricales, Physalacriaceae. Bases 88 to 486 code for a protein of 132 amino acids.
GAAAAUUUCAAAGUCCGAUCCGACCUCGUUCGUCAUGCUCAGACUUGGACUGCAACCCAUUCGUCGCUGUUAUUGCCGUCCUAGACGAUGGAAUGGAAAUCUUCUGCUGUUCGUGCAGAAACAGAUGAAUUUGGUAUCCCUCUGAAACCGACGUGGUCGGUCAACGAAUUGCUCUCGUCGUAUCCGACACCGACGAUAUCCCCUGCGAUACUCAAUCACCUUCACGACCUUGCUGCUCUCAUACCUCCGGAAGAAGGGUCGGAAAAGUUUGACAGGGUUAAAGGCGAGCUGGAGGAACUUGUACGACUGGUUGAGGCUGUCAAGCUGGUCGAUACAGAGGGUGUUGACUUGGACACAGCGACGGAGAGGACGGAUAACACGCAGCUUAAUGCACCGCCGUUGGAUGCAUCAGGACGUUCACUGCUGAAAUAUGCAGCCCGUACGGUAGAUAACUUUUACGUUGUGGAUGCAGACAAGAGACAUUAGGUCAAAUAUAACAAAAGAUGAUCUUAUUGUUCCUCCUUGUCGCUAAUGAACAUCAGCGGGACGAGAUGGAGGCGGUACAUCAGUAAUCAUACAGCACCCCGAAGGGUCUCAUCAAGAUCCUACAAACAUUUAGUAUUUGCUGUGUGAUACAUUGCGCUAAUAAACUUACCUGGACUUCCAAUACUUCCGGGGUCAUAAUUUUUUCCAGCACCAGCUGUGCGAUGCGAUCUCCUUCCUCGACUUCGAAAUCCUUCUCGGAGUGAUUGAAAAGCAGGACAAAGAGUGGGCCUCGAUAGUCGGCAUCCACGACCCCAGCACCAGUGGCAAUCAUGUGCUUGGAAGC